Vairimorpha ceranae is the source of this 183-nucleotide messenger RNA. RefSeq names its product calcium-binding protein of the recoverin subfamily. NCBI's taxonomy places the organism in Eukaryota, Fungi, Microsporidia, Nosematidae. The annotation marks the transcript as partial. The transcript has a single exon. The record is from RefSeq and is a predicted model, not a curated record.
AUGGGAAACAGAUCAAGCUCCCUAAAAAAUUUCGAUGUAGACGAUUCGAAAAAAUUUCCACAUUUUGCAAUUAAAGAUUUACAGGAAUGGUCAUCAGAAUUUAAUACAAAAUAUCCCAAUGGGAAAAUGAGUUUACAAGAUUUAGAAAUAAUGUUUAAAAGAUUCUUUCCAUUUGGAUCUCCU